AGAAAGGAAAAAAAAAAAUCUUUUUUUUUUUGUUUUUUUCAAUGGAGCUCGUAAUUUUCUUGGCACUAAUUGUCUUGCUCCUUAUUGGUCUAAGGAUAUUCGAGGCUUUUGUGAUCCUUGUUUGGCAUCCAUUUGUGGUGACCAGAAGAUUCAAAAACCAAGGAAUCUCAGGCCCAAAGUACAGAAUCUUUCACGGAAACCUCAGCGAGAUAAAGAAGAUGAAGAGAGAAUCUCAUCUUUCGACUCUUGAUCCCAGCUCCAAUGAUAUUUUCCCUCGUAUUCUUCCUCAUUAUCAACGAUGGAUGUCUCAAUACGGAGAGACAUUUCUUUACUGGAACGGAACAGAGCCAAGGGUAUGCAUCUCAGAUCCUGAACUUGCAAAAAAUAUCUUGUCGAACAAGUUAGGUUUCUUUGUCAAAUCAAAGAUGAGACCCGAGGUCGUUAAACUUGUCGGCUCCAAAGGACUUGUCUUUAUCGAAGGUUCUGAUUGGGUUCGCCAUAGAAGAAUCUUGAACCCUGCUUUCUCCAUCGAUAGGCUCAAGAUCAUGACUACCGUGAUGGUGGAUUGUACGCUCAAGAUGUUAGAGGAGUGGAGAAAAGAGAAGAGUAAGGAAGAAACAGCGCAACCGAUGAUUAAAAAGGAAAUGCACAGAGAGUUCCAAAGACUAACAGCAGAUGUAAUAGCGACCUCUGCUUUUGGAAGUAGUUACGUCGAAGGAAUCGAAGUGUUUAGAUCACAAAUGGAGCUUAAAAAGUGUUGUAUACCGUCUCUCAACAAAGUCUUUAUCCCUGGAACUCAGUAUCUUCCUACGCCUUCGAACUUUCGGAUAUGGAAGCUGGAGAGGAAAAUGGAUAAGUCAAUUAAGAGAAUUAUAAGGUCGAGACUAGAGUCACAAUCAGAUUAUGGAGACGAUCUUCUGGGAAUCUUGUUGAAAGCAUACAAAACUGAAGGGAACGAACGAAAGAUGAGCAUCGAAGAGAUCAUACAUGAAUGCAGGACUUUCUUCUUCGGAGGUCACGAAACUACUGCGAAUUUAUUGACAUGGACAACGAUGUUGCUGAGCUUGCACCAAGAUUGGCAGGAGAAACUCAGAGAAGAGAUAUUCAAAGAAUGUGGUAAACAAAAAACCCUAGAUUCAGAAACUUUCUCCAAACUCAAACUGAUGAACAUGGUGAUCAUGGAGUCGCUUCGACUUUACGGACCAACGUCAGCUUUGGCCCGAGAAGCAUCAGUAAGCACAAAGCUAGGUGACCUAGAGAUUCCCAAGGGCACAACCGUCGUCAUCCCGCUUCUGAAGAUGCAUAGCGACAAGACCCUUUGGGGAUCCGACGCCGACAAAUUCAACCCAACGCGGUUUGCAAACGGUGUUUCCCGAGCCGCCAACCACCCAAAUGCUCUCCUAGCAUUCUCCGUCGGACCAAGAGCCUGCAUUGGCCAAAACUUUGUCAUGAUCGAAGCCAAGACUGUGCUCACCAUGAUUCUUCAACGGUUUCGGUUUAUUAGCCUCUGUGACGAGUAUAAGCACGCGCCGGUGGAUCACCUCACUAUUCAGCCUCAGUACGGCUUACCCGUAAUGCUUCAGCCUCUGGAAGACUGAAGUCUUAAUGAAACUAAGUAUCUCUCUACCUUAUGUGUGUGACAAAGUCUUCUUCAUAUAGGCCGGCUUAUUUCUUAUGGUGGGGGCUUUAACUAAUCCUUGUUAAAUUAUUGGGCUUUUACAGUCUCAAUUUGGAACCCUUGGAUGGGCUAAAUAGUUAUUAAUAUAUUGGGCUUAUUGCUUAAAGCCGGCGUAUAAGUGAUGUGAUACUGUAUAUUGCAUGUGUAAUUGAAAAGUGGAACGUUUUCAUCAUGAAUUAAAAAGCUAAAAGCAACUUGAAACAUGAGUAA
Messenger RNA from Arabidopsis lyrata subsp. lyrata, 1888 nucleotides. Its product is annotated as cytochrome P450 709B1. The record is from RefSeq and is a predicted model, not a curated record. Lineage: Eukaryota; Viridiplantae; Streptophyta; Magnoliopsida; Brassicales; Brassicaceae. The transcript is spliced from 5 exons. Bases 42 to 1598 code for a protein of 518 amino acids. Gene Ontology annotation, molecular function: iron ion binding; heme binding; oxidoreductase activity, acting on paired donors, with incorporation or reduction of molecular oxygen.